Paramecium pentaurelia is the source of this 556-nucleotide messenger RNA. The record is from the annotation of a GenBank genome assembly. NCBI's taxonomy places the organism in Eukaryota, Ciliophora, Oligohymenophorea, Peniculida, Parameciidae.
AUGUACCUUAGAAGUGUUACACGUUAAGAAAUGUAAGGGUAAAUUGAUUCACUCAAAUUGCAAAUUGAGCAAGCAAGAUAGAACCACGAACGUACAAUCAAAUAAAUUAGGUCUGAUCAUUAGAAAGAGGUAAGGAUAUUCACAUUUGAUAGAUUACAGUUCUUUAAGAUGAAAUUAAAAAGACUUAAGAGAUAGUAGCUAAUGUGCAAUUUCAAUAAUACUUUAAGAUGAAGAAUGAUAACUAAAAGUUAUUAUAAGAGAAUGCAUUAUUGAGAGAUAUGCUUAGAGCUUGUUAAAUCACAAAUUCUACAAAGGAAAUGGAAGUAUCACGAUUAAGAUAGAAAUUACGUAGAAUAGAGGGACAAUCAUUAGAAGUUCGUAAAGAGCCUAGUAAUUAAGUAUACUAUAAGACGAUAUUAUAAAGUCAAGAUAAAAUGAUUAUUCAGUUCUACGCAAAUACUCAAAUUACAGACAUCCAACUUAACCAUCAUUAAAUGAAUCGAAUACAGAACCAUCACCUAAACUAUUGCCUAUCAAAUUCAAAGUUAAUUAAUGA